AUGCACCGAAUUCUUGCAGCCGACGAAGAACCUAUACAUCAAGCGACCGCGAACGAGUCCCAAUCACCCUCGGGAGAUACUGUAGCUGAGGACGCUGCAUCCAUACUCGAAUUUCUUGCUUGGGGCCGAAGAAAGAAUCCGGAUCUUUUGCCAGUAACAUCACCUGAAGCCAUCACCCAAGCUUCGACUGUAGGAGAUGUCCAGAUUCCUCAAGCAAAUUCCGACCUCGCAUCUUCAGAUGAAGGCAACCUUGAUGACCUAUCGCAAACCUCGGUCCUCCAACUUCUUCUUCCCGAGCCACAGAAGACGUGGGAAUUGGUCCUUUGGCACGAGAAUUGUCUGUUGUGGUAUCAUUGUUCUUACUAUGGCCCCUCGCUAAGGAGCCAAUUGAAAAGUUUCUACGACAAGUGCGACGGCUCAAUAGAGCAUCCGGGUAUCGAUCUCCAAUGGGUAGCCUUCUUAUUCUCUGUCCUGGCCGGGAGCAUCACAUGCCUCCCUGCUGAAGCAGCGGAAAGAUUUGGAUUUGACGAGAGGGAAAGGGAAAUUCUCUCAAAGCGAUGGUUCCAGGCUGCAAUAACUUGCCUCAACAAAGCCGACUUUGCCUCCAACCAUUCAAUCCUCUCGAUCCAGGCCAUCGCUACUUUAACCCUAUCCGCCCAUAUGCUUGGUUUCUCCAACCUCCAAUCGACUUACCUCGCUGCUUCUGUACGCAUCGCACAGAGCCUUGGUAUUCAUCGCCUUACUGCUACUGUCCCUGGGGGAGAAGUAGAAAAGGAGGCAGGGCGCCGUGUUUGGUCACAGAUAUGUUGUCAAGACUGGUUCAGUCUUCCAUUUUCCGACACAUAUCUCAUUAAUCCGGCGUACUCCAAAUCGGAGCCGCCACUUAAUUGCCACGAUGGGCAUCUCACGUCUCUGCCAGAUUCCAUACCCACGGUUGCUGGCUACUCAAGAUUUCUGGGCAAGAUCGCACGGAUCAUGCCCCAACUACAGGAUGGGCUCAUGUCCUGCAAUACACUGUUCACGAAAUAUGAGCAGGUCCUGAAGUGGGACAAGCAACUGCGCACAAUCGCGAUUACGAACCGACCAAGAUACUUGUCAAGUAUACCCCUAGAACCGGACUGGCCAGUGUGGGUUCAUUGGGCCCGAAGGUCGUUGGCCAUCUCCUCGGCUCACAAGAUCAUCAUGAUCCAUCGAUCUUUCCUUUCCAAGAGCUUCUCUAACCCAGCAUUCGCAUUCACGAGGAAGACCUGCCUAUCAGCUUCCAAGACCAUCAUGAAAGAGUAUAAGUGUGUGUUUGAAGAGGAUGGCCCGGUGUUAUGGAUACAUCAGGCGUUUGCCGUCGCCGCCUCGAUCAUUUUGAUUUUAGAUCUUUUUCACUCCGGACCAGGCGAGCCAAGCAAUGCUGAACAUUUACAACUUAUCAAAGACAUGGUUAGAAUGCUUCACAAGUGCCGAAAUAGCACCAUUGCUGCUAGGGGCGUUAAGCUUCUCACGUCUCUCUAUGACGAGGUAUCUGGGACUGUGGCCCCUCAAGGAUCCAAAAGGACCUCAAGCGACGACAUUGACGAAAGCAAUAUGCGCUGCCAAAAGAAGCCACGUCUUUUUAACGUCCCGGCAUUUGUGAAGGCAUUUUGCAAUGAUCAGAGAGCCCAGGCUAUCCAUACUUCGCAGAUUGAAGCACCCACCGCGGCCAACUCGAUUUCACUUGCCGACAGCUUUUUCGAUGCGGGUCCGUUUGAUGAGGAGAGCAUAGAGAACUUGUUCUAUUUAGCAAGCCAAGACUUGUCGAUAUAG
Messenger RNA from Clonostachys rhizophaga, 1794 nucleotides. The record is from the annotation of a GenBank genome assembly. Lineage: Eukaryota; Fungi; Ascomycota; Sordariomycetes; Hypocreales; Bionectriaceae.